UGGGGUGCUGUGUGUACAUUAAUGAGGGGGAAAAUAAACUUAAAUGAUUUUAGCAAAUGGCUGCAAUAUAACAAAGAGUGAAAAAUUUAAGAGGGUCUGAAUGCUUUCCAUACCCACUGUACAUAAAUACAUACAUACAUACAGUACAUACAUACAUAAUUUAUCUUCUUGCCUAUUUCUGUGCAGGUGCCAUUGUCAUUUGUGUGCCAUUUGUAGCUAUAAAGUUUUAAAGUUGCGGUGUUGAAUAAGUGAGCCUGUCCUCUACACCUUAAUAAGCUUACUGGGAGCGUUAGUACCAUAAGAUUAGAUGCAAAAGGAAACAGGAAAGUAGUAGCAUGGAAGAUUUAAAAUGGCAAUUUUAGAUCCAUGAUGAAGAGAGUAGAAUUCUCUUUCAUAUUAGAACAAAAAUCUCUUACAGUAGCAAUGGGCCUUUAUAUAAAAUCUGGAUUUAAUGAGUCUAAUGGCUCAUAAUUAAUAAAAAAAAAUUAUAAGACCAACAUUUAACCUGUGAACUUAAAGAGAAAAUGAACUUAAACUUUAAUGUGUAUUGCCCAUGUGCUGCUUAUUGGGGAAAAAAAUUGUGUGUGCCUGCUCUUUUUUUGUGUAAUGUGUAAGUAUUGUAUCUGAGUUUUCCUUCACAGCUUCCUGUCUGUAACCGUUGAGACUGCAAGGUGAUUGCCCUACCCAUUUCCUGCACUCGCGUGAGAAGCAUGAUUUAUAUAUACAGUGUAUAUAUACCCAUAUAUGUAUAUAUAUAUAAUGCAAGUAGCGUGCUAUGCAAAUAGCCCCCUUUUCUUUAUCCUCUAAACGAAACUCACUUGGGAACUACAGGUAGCAGUCAUAAAUGGAAAUGGCAGCAUUUAUACAUAAAGGAAUACCUUUAAGUUUGAUUGCUCCACGGUUCCUGCAUUCAAACUCCACUAGCCACACCUGGCCCUUUAGUGCUAUAGCAGAACUGAUCGACAAUGCUUAUGACCCAGAUGUUAGUGCAAAACAAUUCUGGAUUAAUAAAUCAAAUAUCAAACACCAGGACUGCCUCACCUUCACAGAUAAUGGAAAGGGCAUGGACUAUGAAAAGAUGCACAAAAUGCUCAGUUUUGGCUUCAGUGAUAAACAGACUCUAAGGGGGCAUGCUCCUGUGGGUCUGUAUGGUAAUGGAUUUAAAUCAGGCUCCAUGCGCUUGGGAAAGGAUGCCAUUGUGUUCUCCAAGAAAGAUAACACCAUGUGUGUGGGUUUCCUAUCACAGACUUACCUGGAGAAUAUAAAGGCACAGAAUGUCAUAGUACCUAUUGCCAUGUUUACCAAAACAGGACAGAAUGUCAGUGCUGUUGCAGAACAUGCAGACAGCCUUAAUGAGAUCCUGAGACAUUCUAUGUUUAACACUGAGGAAGAACUGCUGUCUGAAUUUGGGAUCAUUGCAUCAAGUGGAACCCGAAUCAUCAUCUGGAACCUAGUCAAAAGGUCUCCAAAAGAAUUAGAAUUUGACUUUAUAAAAGAUGACAUCCGGAUUCCCAUUGACAUGUACAAGGGCUCCAGGGAGGAGUACAGGCGGCAGGCAUGGGGUGACAUGCCAGUGCCUGAAAGUGAAUAUUCACUACGGGAAUAUUGUAGUAUCCUGUACCUAAACCCAAGAAUGGAUAUUAUCCUUCAAGGGCUGAAAGUGGAAAUUCAGGCUAUCACAGAAACUCUGUCAAACAUCUAUCAGUACACAUACAAACCUGCUUGUCUUAAAAAGGAAAUUACUGUCAACAUUGGAAUCAACACAAAGAGCAAAGAGCACUAUGGAUUGAUGAUGUAUCACAACAACCGUCUUAUCAAAGCCUAUGAGCGUGUCCCCUGUCAGCGCAAGGCCAACUGCAUAGGAGUGCGAGUUAUUGGGGUGAUAGAGUGUAACUAUCUCACGCCAAUUCACAACAAGCAAGACUUUGAUAGUACUGAAGAGUACAGGAAUACCUUGAUUGGUGUAGGUAAAAAAGUGGAGAAGUAUUCACAUGAAUUUAAAUAUUUAAUUGAACAAAAAACAGACUGCACUAAACCUUUUCAGGAUACUGAUGAGCAACACUUGAAGCUGAAACAGAAGAACAGCCAGCAGACUUCUACUGCUACACAUAAAAGAAAGAAGUCUCUGGAUUUGGGUAAUGAGAACCUAGGAAAGAAGAAAGUUAGAGGAAAAGGGAGCAUGGUGAAGAAGGAGGAGAGCGAUAUUUCCCAUUUCGGUUGUGAUGACAAGAAGAACUACAAAAUUAAGUAUUGGCAAGUCUUAGAGGCAAUAGGGCAUCUCCAAGAUAAGCUUAUAAAGCUCAGAAAAGAAUUAAAGAAAGAGGGAGUGGACACAAUGAUUGACAGUCUAAAAUAUAAUGGCAUGUUAUCAGACUGCUAUGAGAACAUGGGAAAAGAUUUGGAGGAAAUAAAGACAAAAAGUGAAAAUGUGGAGCUCAGUGUAAAAGAUGCAGCACCUUUAACAGAAGCAUCUAAACUAGGAGGAAACGAUUCACAAUUUCAAAUAUGGAGGCAUGAAACAGAGGACAAAUCAGGCCUCAAGGUAAAAGAACUCAAAGAAAGAUUGGCACAUCUCCUGGUCACCUUCUUCCCAGCUCUGGACCGUGAACAGGUCACCGAUGAGAUUCUGACUCAGGUUAUAGAUGUGAUCUCCCCUACAGAGACCAAGAAUAAAGGAAAAGAAUUUAAUCAGCAGGAGGCACAUUUACCACUUGGGAGUGAAGAAGAUGACAAAUGCUCAACAUCUACUCAGCCCACACACACCAGCCAUCAGGUCUCAGCAGUCACAGAUGUACUCCUUCCUGAAUCAGUUAAAUACAGUGCUGACAGUGGUGCAUACAGUUUUUUGUGUUCUCAUGCUGGUCGGUUUUACUGUAAAUUGACCAACCUUGUCUUUGAGAUGAAAGGGAGUGGGAAAGUGCUAUAUACAUUUGUGUCCUGGGAUAAGAGUCAGUUGCAGGGCAUGGGCCAGUUCCAGCCUGCAGGACCCCUGUACAACAUCACAUGCAUUGAAGAUUCAAUUCUUUAUUUGCACCUCCCACACUGUGAGAUACAUACUGAAAACAAUCAGAUAGAACUUGCUGUGGCACAUAUUACUGAUGAUAAUGUGGAGAUCCUUCAGCCCCUAAAAAUAACAAACACACAUGUGAUCUUAGAAGUCCCUGGUCUCUCCAUAUUUGGCUUGUUAAGAAAAUGGUUUUUUAAAGAACCCAUCAAUGCCCAAGUCCUUCUCUUCUACAAAGAAAAUAUUGGAACACAAAGGAAGAGAAAACUGCACAUUCACUUGUUGCCAGGAAAUGUGUCAGUUAAACAGGUGCAGCAGCAACAUCAGGGAAACACAUAUAUUCCAUGCAGCUCCAUAUGUCAACUGAUCCCUGGUAAAAAAUACAAACCACUCUGUAAGCCUUAUGUAUCCCAGCCAAAGGUUGAAACAUUUGGCUGUGACUUUGGCCCUAACUAUCACCCCACAUUUGAGGUGAUCCUUAAUACAGAGGUUGAAGACCUCACAUUGGGUCUUUUGGAUGAAACUGACAAGGAGGUGUGGGAGCCUCGUCAUGUUAUUCUUACAGCUGAUAAGAGAGAAGCAGAUGCAUCUGAAUUUAUUGAAGGUGCUGAAUUUCUAGAUAAACACAGUGAUAAGCUCAUACAGAGAGCUUCAUCAGUAAUGGAAAUAGCAGACACUCUAAAAACCAAAGAAAUCAUCUCAGACGAAAUGUACAGCGAAAUCGGGGCAGAAAAUACAAACCAGCACAAAAUGAGAAAAUUGUACGAAUUUCUCCAUUCAGCAGGAAAAACUGCAAAAGCAGAGUUCUAUGCUGUCCUUAAGGAGAAGCAGUCGUGUUUAGUGCAUGACCUGGAGAAUGAAUAAUGAAUGACAUAGAAUAUGCCUAGGUAUCUGUAGGACCUAAAUAAACUAUCUGCAGUAUAUUACAAUUUCAGCAUUUUGUUUAUUAUUUAUGUAAUAUUUUAUUCAACCAUGCUAUGAUUUCACAUAAAAACAAUGUUACAAUGAA
This is a messenger RNA of Clarias gariepinus (North African catfish), 4013 nucleotides long. RefSeq lists its product as uncharacterized. Lineage: Eukaryota; Metazoa; Chordata; Actinopteri; Siluriformes; Clariidae. Gene Ontology annotation, molecular function: ATP hydrolysis activity. The record is from RefSeq and is a predicted model, not a curated record. Gene Ontology annotation, biological process: regulation of apoptotic process; innate immune response; inflammatory response. Gene Ontology annotation, cellular component: nucleus; PML body. The transcript is spliced from 25 exons. The coding region runs from base 845 to 3868 and encodes 1007 amino acids.